CCUGUUAUUAUAAUUAAGUAUAAAGUGUUAUAUAAGUGGAGAUGCGGCAAGAUUAUCACAGGGCUGGCCUCAGAGAUCCGGCUAUAUCGUGAUGUGAUUAACCAGGAGGAUGAGGGAUAUGAAAUCGCAGCGAGGCGAUUACCACAGUAUGAUAGAGGCGUGUAUGAAGACUUUAUCUUCCUCAGCUACGGCGGGUGA
Molecule: messenger RNA, 198 nt
Organism: Fusarium oxysporum Fo47
Lineage: Eukaryota; Fungi; Ascomycota; Sordariomycetes; Hypocreales; Nectriaceae
Exons: 1
Source: RefSeq, a predicted model, not a curated record